GUCAGUAAAUAUAUCCAAGGUUAAUCUGUGUAAAGUAUUAAAAUUAUGAAACUAAUUUUAAAAACUUUACGAUUUUCAAUUAUAGAAAAAUGAGGAGAGUAGCUGUUGUGCAAACCAUUUUAGUUACUUUUCUUUGUAGCCCUGAUUUUGUAUUAACCAAUAGUACAGGGGUUGAUCAGAAUAUUGUAACUUCUAGUAAAACUGACACAAAUAUUUCUGGUAAAAUAGAAGUUUUAAAAGACUUUAAUAAUGGUAAUAAUAAUAAUAAUAUUCUGGAACCAAGUAUUGAUAUAAAUGAUGAUAUGGUUAAAUAUGACUUAGAAACACAUAAACAACCAGUUGCAGGCAGCCCUAUAGGAAAUUCUGAAGAUUCAAAUAGUGUUCUAAACAAUGAUUCGCCAGUAAUUCUAACACUUUCAGAGAGUUCCACUAUUGAACUAGAAAAGUUAGUUGAUGCACCCUUGGUUAGUACAAGCACAAAUGAGAAAAAUUUGCCAAAAAAUAUUUCCGGACAAAGACAAAAUGUAGAAGCUGUUAAAGCAAAUAUAACUCAAUUCUCUAAUGAUAUUACACAAAAUAAAACACAGAUACCGGAAGACUUAGCUCUUCCCAAUAUGAAUAAAAAUGUAUCUGGAGAACAAAAUGAAGAAAUUCCUUCUUUUUCUGAAUGGGCACAGAAACGCAUUGAAGAAGUGGAAAAAAAUGAACAAAUUAAUUCUUCAUUGAAAGGACACACUGUUAAUGGUAAAGCAGCAACUGCAAAAUUGAGGUGGAAAAAUUAUGCUUCUUUGGAUUGUGGGGCUAAAGUUAUAGCUGCCAAUCCUGAAGCUGUUAGCCCAGGUGCCAUUCUGUCUCCUUCAAGUGAUGAAUACAAAUUAAACACUUGUACAAGUCGGAUUUGGUUUGUUGUGGAGUUGUGUGAAGCUAUUCAAAGUAAAAAAAUUGAUUUGGCUAAUUAUGAACUAUUCUCUUCAUCUCCUAAAGACUUUCUAGUUUCAGUAAGUGAUAGAUAUCCCACACGGGAUUGGUCAAUUGUGGGUAAGUUUACUGCAAAAGACGAACGAGAUAUCCAAAGCUUUGAUUUGGAUACCCACAUUUUUGGUAAAUACAUCAAAGUUGAAAUUAAGUCACAUUACGGUUCAGAACAUUAUUGUCCAAUCUCAUUGUUUCGAGCCUAUGGAACUUCUGUAUUUGAGGUUCUACAAAAAGAAGACCCUGGUAACGUCAAUCCAACUGAAGAUGAUGACGACGACGACGACGAUGAUCAUAUUUUAAAUCUAAAUGAUGACCACGAUGAAUCCCAAAAGAAUUUAUUUAGUUCUGCUACAGAUGCAGUUAUGUCAAUUGUUAAAAGAGCUGCUGAGGUGCUAGGAAAUAAAGUGAAUAAUCGUACUACUCAGGAACAAAAUGGAAUCUUAAAUUUAUCAUUAUCAGUAAAUUCAUGCAGUACUCCUAAUUAUAUGAUUUUAUGCAAAAAUUGUAGUAACACAUUUUUUCAGCAAGUAUAUGAAAUAAUUAGUUGUGACUUUGCUUAUAUAAGAAAACUGGUUGAAAUACCUUUGGUGUAUAAAGCCUUAAGCGGCUCAUGGAUAUGUCAUACUUUUGGUUACAAAACUGAUGCACUAAUAAAUUCUAAAUACAUAAAUUCAAUCACAAAUUAUAUUGCAUCAUUCUUCCCAUUUAAAUACUUAUGUGCAAUGUGCCAUGAAAUUUCUAUAUUAGAAAAUAGAGCCAUUUUAAAUAUUUCUCAGCAGUUCUCAAAUUGGACCGGAAAUAUUACUACGGAACAAAUUAUUAAUUUAAAGGUACAAGAAACAACUCGUAUAGAUGACAUUAAAGAUUCUGCAAAAAAAAUAGAGGAUUUAAAUGGGACUCGACCCCUAAAUUUGUCUUCUAUUGAAGAUAAUUUGAAAAGUGCUCCCAAGGAUAAUAUCACAUAUGUAUCACAAAUCAAACCAACAAAAACACUAACUUCUGAAGUACAAAUUAGUCAAACAGAUAUUAUUUCGAAUGGUAAUAAUGCAACUGAGCAAAAUCAGUCUCCAGAAAAAACUUUACCUCUAGAAUCAGCCGAAUCAGUUUCAAUUGAAAAUUUGAAUGAAAAUAAUUUAGAUACCACAACUGAAAUUGAAGGAAUAGAGGCAUUAGAUGACCAUUUGGAACACCUUAUUUCUGAUUUUAAUAAUGACAAUAGUCAAAAUAUUAUUUCAACAACUAGUACUACAACUACACCACAAGCACAGAAGGAAUCAGUCUUUUUAAGACUUUCAAACAGAAUUAAGGUAUUAGAAAGAAACAUGUCUUUAUCUAGUCAGUAUUUAGAAGAGUUAAGUAGAAGGUAUAAAAAACAAGUUGAGGAAAUGCAACAUUUGUUGGAAAAAACCAUAGUUACUCUUCGCGAAGAAGCCCAAAGAAAGGAUUUAAGAAAUAAGCAAUUAGAAGAUCGAUUAGAUAAUUUGACAAUCAUGAUGGAAUCCUUAGUAGCUGAAAAGCAUAAUUGGAUCUUGUCAAUAUAUUGUUUAAUGACGAGUACACUAGUCUUACUAGGAAUUUAUUUUUUUUGUCGAAAAUCUACAUCAUAUAUUGAUUCCACAAGAGAAAAUAAAGAAACUGUUGAAAUUUUGCGUCGUAAAUCUAUUGAUGUUGUAACACAUAGUGUUCCUAUGAAAAAGAAGAGGAGACCCAGUGAUCAAGCUUUAAAAAUUGUGCGCUGCUCAGCACUAAGUGGCGAAGAAGAUAAACAUAAAGCCAACAAUCAGCGGCAAAGGAAAAGGAAAAAAAGAAACCUAACGAGAUCCAAUUCAAUCAGUAAUAUAAAAGAUAAUAGUUAUACAAGUGGCAGUAUAAAGUCUGAUGAAGAAUCUACAGUAGAUUGGAUAGACAGAAAUCACCAAAUUAUUGAGGACAUACCCUUCGCUUUAGAAGAAAGUGACCAUACUACUUUAGAGGCCUAUCCACUUGAAAAUGAACUGAUGAGAUUAAAUUCAAUAAAUGAGACGCCUACUGCACUUAGCUCGAGAAUGAACAGAAUUUCUAGUCAAAAUCAUGGAAAUCAUAAUGUGUCACAAGAUGAAAUUUCUUUUACAGGGAGAAAUGAUUUACAUAAUAAAAUAAAUGAUAGUGCAGGAGAACCAGCAAAAAAAGAGAAAAGAAGUUUUAAGAAGCUUUUAAAAAAAGUUUUCUAAAAUUGUGCCAAUACGUCAUUUAUAUUACAUUUAAUGUAUUAUAUAUUUGACAAAUUGUUGGUAUGUGAUAUAUUAAGUAUUUUAAGACUGCAAGAUUUAUGAAAGUUAAGAAUUUUAUGUAAUCUUAGAAAAUGAUUAUAUUUUUUUUUCACUGUUAUUUAUUUAUAUGGAAUAAAAAAUGUAGACUGAUUUGAACUUUUGAAAUACCUACCUUUAUAUCAUAUCAGACCCGUUUUAGGGGCAUACCCUGGGGAUGUCUAUUAUAAAAAAUGCAAAAUGGUCAAAUUAUGAUAAUGUUGAAUAAUUUAAUAAAAACGGUUAAAUAAUUGGAAAGCACUUUGAGCACUAAAAACUACUACUAUUCACUUAUUUAUUUGUUCAGUACAAACAUUAUAAUUUUCACAGUUAGAAGUGACAUGACAUAAUCGGGUCCCGUCGUUUAUACAGUCCUGAUGUCUCAUUAUUGUUUUGAUAAGGAGUGGAACCAUUAUUG
Anoplophora glabripennis (Asian longhorned beetle) is the source of this 3678-nucleotide messenger RNA. RefSeq names its product SUN domain-containing ossification factor. Gene Ontology annotation, cellular component: cytoplasm; membrane. Bases 90 to 3185 code for a protein of 1031 amino acids. Gene Ontology annotation, biological process: protein folding in endoplasmic reticulum. The record is from RefSeq and is a predicted model, not a curated record. The transcript has 4 exons. NCBI's taxonomy places the organism in Eukaryota, Metazoa, Arthropoda, Insecta, Coleoptera, Cerambycidae.